Rotaria sp. Silwood2 is the source of this 1491-nucleotide messenger RNA. The record is from the annotation of a GenBank genome assembly. Lineage: Eukaryota; Metazoa; Rotifera; Eurotatoria; Philodinida; Philodinidae.
AUGGCAAGCUAUGCUGUACCUCCAUCACUUCAACGAACAAACAGCAAAGCAAAUAUGAAUAUUUUUCUUUUAAUUCAAAUCAAACUCAAUGAUAAUUUAUUGAUUAUUAGCCGUGAUAGUUUGACACCACCAUUACGCACUGGAAAAUUAACUCUUCGUCAAAAAAUUCACAUUCGUGAUGAAGAAGGAAAUAAUAUUGAAGCUACAAUAAUUUACAUGCAUCACGAUCGAGAUAAUUGCGUUGCGAUGAAGAAACAUUUGAUUGCACAGAAAAGACAACAAGAAAAAAAUAAUACAACUCAAUCAUUAAACGUUUCGAACGAAUCAUAUUCACCAUUAUCAUCAUCUCAAAUUACUAUUUCCAACGAAUCUUCAGAUAAUCUUGUAAAAAAAUAUUCACGAAUCCAUAAGAAAAAAAAUGUUAAUCAACCCAAUAAACAUUCAACAAUGCUAAGUUCAACGUUAAUAUCUACUGAAUCUGAUCCUUAUGAAGAAGAUGAUGAAACCACAAGUGGUAGUGUUGAAUAUUCAUUAUAUUCAAGUACAAAGCCAAAUGAAACAGUAAAAAUGAACACGACCAUGGUCAAUAUAACUGAAUCAUCUUCAACACUUAUGGAAGAUAAUGAAGAUAAUUGUUAUGCACAAAAAAUUCGAGAAUUAUCCAACAAAGUUAAAGAACAAGAAGCAAUAAUAAAAAAUCAAACUGCUGAAAUAAAACGAUUACGAACGACCACGCUCGAAAUUCCAACAGAUGAAGCUGUUCAAAACUUUUUAAUGUAUCUAGGAGACAAAACACGACAGCAAUCAACUGAAUAUAAGUUCACUGGUAACUUGGUUGAUGAACCUAAAACUCUUGGUAUAAAUGUAGAUCAAUUAAAUGAAAUAUUAAACUCCAAAGCUGGAACCACGAGUGUUGCUCGUGAUUUAUUCCAAGCAAUCGUUCCAGAAAAUCGAAGAAAAGUUGAUCGUUGGAAUCAAUUGGAUGAAGAUAUAUUUAUCAAAGAGAAACUCUUAAUUGAAUUUACGGAACGAUAUUAUGGCCCUCUUAAAGUUGAUCAAAAAAAGGUACACACGAGUCUAGUUGGAUGUCUUCGAAAUCAACGAAAUACUAACAAAAAACGAAGUCAACUUGCUGAUAUACAAAAUGGUGGUAUUGCAGAAGGCAAUCAUAUGCGUCAGUUAGCUGAUCCAGAAGAUGAUACUCUUGCUUAUAUAUCAGUUAAUGAAAAGUCGAACUAUGUAGAUUAUAAACAUGAUAAUGAAACAACUUCUGAUGUUGAUUUCGAUAACGAAUACUUUGCUGAUUUUACCGAAAAAGUUGUUACUGAUGAUAGUGACAAUGAAGAUGAUUUUCAUUUAACCGAAGAUGAUGAGAUCGAAGAAAGUUUAAAUGAAGAACAAUUGAAAAUAGCUGAUGAAUUCUUUGACAUGCAAAACAAGACUGAAUCAAUUCGUGAUUAUGAUGAAGUAUUGAGCACUAAUUUUUUUUAA